Messenger RNA from Spodoptera litura, 613 nucleotides. RefSeq lists its product as uncharacterized. NCBI's taxonomy places the organism in Eukaryota, Metazoa, Arthropoda, Insecta, Lepidoptera, Noctuidae. The record is from RefSeq and is a predicted model, not a curated record.
AUCUCCAUUCGAAAUGGCAAAGAAAUAAACUUAAGUACUUACUUCGAUACACAAUACAACUUCUAGAAACUUCUUAGGCAUAAAUAUGAAUAAAUUCAUACCAGUGUUGUUGCUAUGCUACAUAUGUGUGGUAGCUUUCAUUAUAAUCGACGUGAGUGAAGCUAAUGACACAAAGGUUCUACAAAGGAAUAGGAGAUACCUAUCCUUCUUAAAUAUGACGCGUUUCUAUCUAAAAUUCAACUUCAAAGCGAACAUAAUUCCAUGGAACCAGCUGUUCGCCCAAGCUAUAGGGUUCCGUAUGAACUGGGACGGACCUCCGUCAAAUUUUAGACCAUUCCAUCGGAUAUAUAGGAGAGAAAUCUACGAUUAUGUUGAAACACUUCUAGAUAAAAAUGGUUUGGAAGGGUUCCACUGCGUCCGACGUGCCAUCUGUGAGAUACAAAUGAUCGCGGAACCUAACAUGAUAUACCACAAACUUUUGAAAAUGGUUUUUAGAAAAAUGUCACCAACAACAGAAAGAUGGCACAAUGUCACCACAGAUGAAUGCACAACGUCGAUCACUAUUUGCCCCCUUUCAUUGCUUCAAGUAUCACCCUACACUGAUAUCAUGUGA